CUUUGGGGUCGGCAUUCCGCAUAUUGCGCAUAUUGCAACUUCCAUGCGUCUGUUUGUGACAUCUUUGUCAUUCGGGACUGCGUAUAUUCGAGAUUUGAACCACCAAAAACUUGUCUCUUUCGGGUUACCGUCGGUUGCAAAGGGUGGCUUUUUCUCUCCUUAUUUUUGGAUAUUUCAACAUGUGCAUGUUUGACAUGCAUGACCGGGCGCAGCGCUGAACGGAAAGGCUGUCUGGUUUUGUCUUUUCCUCCGACAGCGGUUUCCAUCGCAGACGCAGCAGCAUAUCGAGGAGUGGAGGGCUGGUGGGAAAGAGACGAGUCGCUAAUCUGGGACGGUAGGAAAUCUAAGGGGUAG
Molecule: messenger RNA, 354 nt
Organism: Colletotrichum orchidophilum
Lineage: Eukaryota; Fungi; Ascomycota; Sordariomycetes; Glomerellales; Glomerellaceae
Exons: 2
Source: RefSeq, a predicted model, not a curated record